GGGGAAUACUGUGGAAGUGGACGGCCGCGCAUAAAGCUUGCCUUUCGAGCUUACUAGCACUACUGAUACACGAGUGAGGACCGAGGACCGAGGAGUCGGAGCGCAUGGUCAUCCUCUCUUCACAUCUGCGGGCGGCAGCCGCCGCGCCUGAUCUCCGUGCUCCAGCCUCCUCCGCGUCCGGCGAGGCCGGAUCCGGGUUCCACGUCAUGUGCUCUCUGCUCUGCCCCCUUUCGCCGUCUCCUUCCGCCGCCUCCGCCAGCUCAACCGGGGAUGGCGAUGUGGAUGAGCGGCAAUAACCUUGGCACCCGCGACGUCUUGCCGCACGAGUGAGGUCGAGUAUCCUGAGCAUUACGGGCAACCACUACGUGUGGUUUUCAAUUUCAGUUGCAAAAGCUCAAGAGGACGAAUGGCAGAGGACAAGAGCAGUGGCACGGGGAACAAGGUUGACAACAUACAUGGUCAGCCACGUAAGCUACCGUACCAAUUUAUAAAAGAUAUUACGAAUGAUUUCGAUGAGGCUCAAAUAGUUGGCCGUGGUGCAUACGGAACAGUUUACAAGGGUACUCGUGAAAAUGGUGAGGAGAUUGCUGUGAAGGUACUUCAGAACAUGACUGGAUUUGAUAAUAAGGAGUUUGAAAAGGAGUUUGAGAACCUUAGGAGGCUCAAGCAUCAAAACGUUGUUGAACUAUUGGGUUUCUGCAACGAAUCAGAGAAAGUUGUUGCAGAAUAUAAUGGGAAGCAAGUUAUCGCUGAAAAGAUGCAUACAGCGCUCUGCUUCGAGUAUGUAUGUAAUGGUAACCUUGCCGAGUAUAUUUCUGAUGAUCCUUGCUUGGGACUUAAUUGGCAGAUACUAUACAAAAUAAUUAAAGGGACCUGUCAGGGUUUAGAAUAUCUUCGGCAUGGAUUGGAGGUUCCAAUAUGGCAUUUGGACUUAAAACCUGCUAACAUAUUGCUAGAUAAAGAUAUGAUUCCAAAGCUUGCAGAUUUUGGCUUGUCAAGACUCUUAGGUGAUGAAAACACAAGAAAGACCAUCAGUCCCGUCGGUACAUGGGGCUACUUGCCACCAGAGUAUGUGCAGCAAGGACUGAUGACAAAAGAGUUUGACAUAUUUGGUUUGGGUGUUAUAAUUGCAAAGUUAAUGGCUGGACGUGAAGGCUACUCCAAAAUUGAUGACAUGAAAGAGAAAAUGUUUAUUAAGCAUGUACAUGGCAACUGGAGAAAAAAGAUGCGCGCAACAUUGCCACCUAGACAACUCGAAGUAUAUUGUGAACAGGUCAAGACAUGCAUUCAGAUAGCACUGGAAUGCAUGAAGCGUGAGCGACAAGAAAGGCCCGCCAUACAGUCCAUUGUCUCUAGAUUGGAACAGACAGAAAUACUGAUGGGUAACCUAGAGCGGCAGACAGAACAGUUCUUCGAUGCGGAAACCAUUCGUCUCAGGGGAGGCCUCCAGGUUACACUUCCAGAAAUGGCCGCCGACUCCAGCAGUGGUAAAACUGAUGAUGGCAAGAUCGGCGCUGCGAGUGCUGAACGGAAUGAGUUGCCACUGCAACUAUUGAGGAAUAUUACGGGUCAGUUCUCUGAGGAGCGAAGACUUGGCACUGGUGCAUUCGGAACAGUUUAUAAGGGAAUUCUAGAAGAUGGCGAAGUGAUUGCCGUGACUAAACUUGCGGAAAAUUCGCCAGUGGCACGUGACAAAGCGUUUACUAACGAGGUUCAAAAUCAUAUGGCCCUCAAAAAUGAAAAUGUGCUCCCCUUACUUGGCUAUUGCUAUGAAGGACAAAAGGAAGUGGUGUUUAACAAUGGAAAAUAUAUUGCUGCAGACAUCUUUCAAAGUUUACUCUGCUAUGAAUAUUUACCUGAAGGAACCCUUCAGAGGAAUCUUUUUGAAGUACCCAAGAAAAUGGACUGGGAGACACGAUUCAAAAUAAUUAAAGGGGUUUGCAAGGGUUUACUCUUUCUACAUAGCAUUCCUAUUGUUCAUAUGGAUCUCAAGCCAGAAAACAUAUGGUUGGAUAAUUACAUGCGGCCGAAAAUUGCGGAAUUCGGUCUCUCGAGAAUCUUCGGUCAAGAACAAACAUGGAUGAAUUCACAAAAUAUCGUGGGAUCAUAUGGAUACAUAGCUCCAGAAUAUCUAUACAGAGGUGAAAUCUCCACCAUGUCAGACAUUUACAGUUUAGGCCUACUCAUCGUGGAGACCAGCACAGGAGAGAAAAAUUGUCCCGGGAAUGAACCAUCUGCAGUGAAAUUUAUUAAAAAUGUACGCGAUAAUUGGACAGAGGAGCGCAUAGCCUCAGAGUACCCGUCACUAGAUCCAGAUUGCCUCAAGCAAAUAAAAGCAUGCAUCAACAUUGGACUGGAGUGUGUAGAGAUUAGUCGGCGCAAGAGACCAUCCAUAGAAAAAAUUAUGGACACGCUCAACAGACUUUCGCAGGUAGACUCCAAUAACGUUCUCAGCCUGCAACCCCAACGGAUAAACUUCCCUAUUGGGCCAAAGAGGUUGACCUCCAGCUCGCUUUACCUAAUAAACAACAGAGAUGAUCGUAUUGCCUUCAGGCUUGAAACCAAAUUCCCAAGGAGGUACCUUACAAAGCUACCAUUGUGUGGCGUGGUCCCGCCAAAGUGCACCUACAUUCUCACUAUGAUAAUGCGCCAACAGAAGAAGUCGCCACCGUCGAACAGCGACGAUGGUUUGAUACUACAAAGCAGUAUUGCACACCAUGAGGACCUCGACAGUGUCGACCCAGCUUCCGUGGCCAUGUUCCUUGACACCGCCGGUGAUGAGGUGCAAGAGGCAAAAGUUGAGGUUGCUUGCGAACCACUAGUUGAAACUAUCUCUAACGACCAGAUCAUAGACGGUCCUAAUUACCGGGAGGUGUUGUCUGUAGAUGUCCAUCCAACAGAACCAUGGAUCUUGACGAGCAACAAGAGGGGUCAUGUUUGCAUUUGGAACUACCAAACUCAGGCAGAGGUGAACUCCAUUGAAGUCACUAGAGAAUCAGUAUAUUCUGCAAAAUUCAUUGAACGAGAGGGAUGGUUUGUGGUUGGUGGUGAUGACGGGUGCAUCUAUGUGUACAAUUAUAAUACCAUGAAAGAAGUUUACAUGAUCGAAGAAGCUCAUGAUGAUUGCAUCAUGUGUCUGGUGGUGAAUCCAACUCAUUCAUUUCUGCUGUCAGCGUCUGAUGACCACAAGAUUAAGCUUUGGGACUGGGCGAACGAAUGGCAGUGUACCCGAACUUUUGAGGGGCAUGAUGACACAGUCACACAAGUAAUGUUUAACCCGAGGCACAGCGAAAGCUUCGCGAGUGCUUCCUUGGAUCACACAGUCAAGAUCUGGAAUAUUCACUCUGAAACUUGCAACAUCACGUGGGAUGAGCAUCCGGAUGGUGUACUCUCUGUUCAUUACCACCCACGGUAUUUUCAGCAGUCUUUGAUUUGUGGAUCUUCAGAUGGUGACGCAAAGAUCUGGGACCUAGAGACGGACAGUUGCGUCGAUACGCUCGAAGGACAUGAAAAGGGUAUCAGUGCUCUUUGUUGGCACCCAGAACUUCGGGCACUAGUUACUGGAUCGCUUGAUGGGACCGUGCGAAUCUUGAGCUGGAUGUGUCAUAGCAAUACAUACAGGCUCGAGAACAUCAUUGGAUUAAAUCUCGGUGCUGUCAAUGCUCUUGGAUACCUAAAGGGGUUAACAAGGAUUGUGGUCGGAUGCGACCAAGGAAUGGCACUGAUGGAAAUUAACGUGAUUUAAAUCAAGACCCAGCCGUUGGCUAUGUAGGAGGAAGGAUUCUAGAGAAAAUUAAGUGGAAGCAAAACUCUUAUUGAAAUCAAACAUUAAGAAUUUCCAGAAAUAUAUUUGUUUGUUGUAUUAUGGAGUUCCUCUUGGACAGUACUGAUGGUGUGGAGACUCGGUAGCAUCCAUUAAUACGAUAUAAAACUGUUCGUUUAUUCA
This is a messenger RNA of Triticum aestivum (bread wheat), 3946 nucleotides long. RefSeq lists its product as uncharacterized. The record is from RefSeq and is a predicted model, not a curated record. The transcript has 22 exons. Bases 407 to 3745 code for a protein of 1112 amino acids. Gene Ontology annotation, molecular function: protein binding; ATP binding; protein kinase activity. Lineage: Eukaryota; Viridiplantae; Streptophyta; Magnoliopsida; Poales; Poaceae. Gene Ontology annotation, biological process: protein phosphorylation.